CUGAAAUUUGUCUUCCAUCAGAGUAUACUACGCGAAGAGAAAAUGGAGGAGAGGAUGAAGGCAGAGGAGAAGAAAAUAGGGAUUAUAGAGGCGUGGUUGAGGAAGCACCGUCUACAGUUCACCGGAGCCACCAAGCACCCUUUUGUUCUCUCCAUUCGCGACGGCACCAUCGACAUGGCUUCCUUCAAGACAUGGCUGGCACAAGAUUACUUAUUUGUCAGAGCCUUAGUCCCAUUUGUGGCUAGUGUGCUGAUAAAAGCGUGGAAGGAAUCGGAUGACAGUUCAGAUAUGGAAGUAAUUUUGGGUGGAAUGGCCUCUCUGGAGAAUGAGAUAUCAUGGUUCAAAAGAGAAGCCUCCAAGUGGGAUGUUCCUCUUUCUGACGUCGCUCCUCAGCAAGCUAAUAUUAACUACUGCAGGUUCCUGGAGAAAUUGAUGAGACCAGAAAUGGAAUACACAGAGGUUAUAACAGCAUUAUGGACCAUAGAAGCAGUGUAUCAGGAGAGCUUUGCACACGUUCUUGAAGAAGGGUCUAAGGCACCACCAGAACUGAAGGAGACAUGUGAGAGGUGGGGAAAUGAGGGUUUUGGUCAGUAUUGCCAAUCUCUGCAAAAGAUUGCCACUCGGCGCUUGCAAAGGGCUUCAGAUGAUCUGCUCAAAAGAUCUGAACUUGCGUUGCUGACUGUUCUUGAGCUUGAAGUUGAGUUUUGGAAUAUGAGCCGUGUAAACGCCUAGAACUGUUGCACUUUCACAGAGACGACCCCUAUGUUUUCAAAUAAUAUAGUUACAUCCUGAUGCUUGGAACUAA
Messenger RNA from Neltuma alba, 805 nucleotides. Its product is annotated as probable bifunctional TENA-E protein. The record is from RefSeq and is a predicted model, not a curated record. Lineage: Eukaryota; Viridiplantae; Streptophyta; Magnoliopsida; Fabales; Fabaceae. The transcript is spliced from 3 exons. Gene Ontology annotation, cellular component: cytosol. The coding region runs from base 43 to 732 and encodes 229 amino acids.